Gaeumannomyces tritici R3-111a-1 is the source of this 4663-nucleotide messenger RNA. RefSeq lists its product as hypothetical. Bases 270 to 4331 code for a protein of 1353 amino acids. Gene Ontology annotation, molecular function: protein binding. The record is from RefSeq and is a predicted model, not a curated record. NCBI's taxonomy places the organism in Eukaryota, Fungi, Ascomycota, Sordariomycetes, Magnaporthales, Magnaporthaceae. Gene Ontology annotation, cellular component: NuA4 histone acetyltransferase complex. The transcript has 2 exons.
GAAAAAACUCCCCCUCAAAAUUUCACCUUGAUCAAAUUUCUAGCAACCGUGCCACGUGACCGGGAAGCAAAUCCUGACCGACCAGAACGACCAAGACAUCAAUUCGCGUCAACGCCAGAGGCCUCGUCCUAUCGAUGCGCCCCAUGGGUUCAUUAGAAUAAUCGUCGGAAGGGAUUCCUUUUGUGGACUAAGUUGCCGAACUGGCGCCGAUUCAUCUUUUACAGAGACGCGGCAGUCCCCUCGAGAGCUGGCGAGGUGGAUACUGGGGCAUGUUCAACAUCGCGGCCUACACUCCUCUCGAGUCGCUUUUGUUGAUCCAGUCACUCGUCGCUCACGGCUCCGUCGACCCGCCGGCCUUCACCCACGUCUCCGGCCUCCUCACAGCAAACUCUUAUAUCAAGGACGACGACCGCUACGAUGAGAAACGCCUGAGCCCCGGCUCGCUCCAGGAGCUCUUCCUGCAUAUACUGCGGGACGAGCUGAAGCUAGAGGUCGAAAACGCCGACAAGUCUGCACCCGACGGCAGCGUCUCCCCGAAUAAGCGCCGCAAGCUGCAGGCCCCCUCCCCGCACACCCUCCAGGAGGCGCAUCCGUACCUACCCAAGGUCCCGGCGCUGUUCGACCGACUGUACUCGCGAUACCAGGAGCACCAGAUCCGCCGGAUUCGCGAGGAUGAGGAGAAGUUCGAUCGGGUGCAGUCCGAGAUUAAGGCUCUGCUGGAGGAAGAGGAUCGUGAACGGAAGGAGAAGGAAGCACGGGAGGCCCAGCGCCAGCGAGACGCUGCUGUCUACAAUCAUGCGCCUCCAGUCAAGCCCGAGGAGAGGAGAGGGACGGUCACGUUGCCAAACGGCACGGGUGCCGCUGCUGGAGCUGGACCUGCUCCUACCCCUUCUCUCGUCGGCGCCACCCAGCCUGGAGGGCGACCACACCCGAUUGUGGUUGCCACAGCGCCUCCCGCGAAACCACAGCCGCCUGUCAAGUCCACGAGCAAACCGGCAUCUGGUGUGCCCAGCCAACCAUCCCCAGGCCUAAAGCCUGCUCCUUCACAUGCGCCUGCGGCCGCGCCAACUCCUCCAGCGCCGCCACCGCGAUCCCCCGCCCCAGCGGCGCCGAAUCUUGCAACCCCCAAUCAGCCAGCUACCACAACAGCCCAUCUUCCCUCACCCUCGCCAGCUCCCGCUCUUGCCCGACCGGUUGCGGCCCCUGUAGGCGGCUCACCAGGUGUCCCCUUAGUGCCACACACACCCCAGGCUUCGGCGCAGCCACCCAUAACAGGACCACCUGCGCAGCCACCGGCUUUGCAGCAUGUGAACGAGCUCCCGCGACGUCCAACCCCGGUCGUAACUGCACAGCACUCACUGGCAGCGGGCAAUGCGUCGCUCUCGGCUCCUCCGCUAGCAAAAGCGGGCGUUGCACCGCCGAGCCAGUUUGGCCAAGCCGCAGCAUCCGAUGUCAGACACGAACCAGCGCGCCCAGCCAACGGCGCCGUCAGCUCUCCUGUCCUUCAGCAUCCCCAGGGCGUAAUGGUUUCCUCGCCGCGGCCAACGCAGUCUCCUCAACCACAGCCCCCACAGCUUGGGGUGUUACAGCGCCCAGAGGCUGUCGGUAAACCCAAGGUGCUGCCGCCACCACAACAGACGACACCCACACCGCCCGCAGGAACACCGCUCAAAUGGGAGCCUCCCUACAAGCCCCCACAGCCGCCGACGGCCUCUCAGAGGCCACAGGUAGGACCCCCCGGCAUGGGACAGCAUCACAUGGUUCCGCAGACGUGGACACCGCAUACACAUGCCCAAGUACAGGCGCAUGCCCAGGCACAGGCGGCUGCGAUUGCGCAUGCUCAGGCCCAGGCUCAAGCUCAGGCACAAGCAGCUCAGGCACAAGCAGCUCAGGCACAAGCAGUUCAAGCACAAGCAGCCCAGGCCCAUGCGGCUCAGACUCAGGCGGCACCAUAUCUCCAAGUGAAUCCUCAAGGGCAGACGCAGGCGCAAGCGCAGGCGAAGCCCCAGAACCAAGGUCCUGCACAAGGACAAGCCCUCCCCCCUUAUCAGAGCCCCACACAGCUACAGGCUCGCAACAUCAAGUCUCAACAAGCACAGAAACCACCACCGCAGCCAUCUCACCCUGUUAUCUUCUCGCACAAACCAGCCCUUGCGCACCCAAGCCAUCAACAUCCUGUCUAUCAGCUUCAAUCUCCUGCUGCUGAUUCCAGGAGACCUCCGGUACCACCCGCGGCCUCCGCUCAGCAGCCGCAGCGUGUGCUACAAGCUCAGUCGGCCCAGCCGAUGCCGGCCCGGACUGUUGCGCCCUCCGUGCCGACGACCCCAGUCCCUGCACAGGCUGCACCAUCGCCUCAUCGACCCCCCGUUGCUGCCUCGCCAACGCCCAUGCUCACGCCCACGCAUCCUCCUCCAAAGCGCUCUUCACCCACUCAAUCCCAUCAAUCUCCUCGCAUCUCCAGUCACACCCAACCUCAGCCUCCGAAAUCAACUCAUAUCCACCAGCAGGUAUACGCAAAUUCUCAAUCACAUUCGCCACAGCAAUCGCCAAUCCAACAACAAGCGCGCGCUCAUCCACCAUCACAACAGUACACCCACCCCCAGGGACCAGUUCGACUACCGGUGCCUGCGACCGCGGCACAGAAUACACAGCAGGUACCUGCCGUUGUAGCCCCCACGAAGACUGCAUCACCCGGUCCGGCGGUGCAUUCUACCUCGGCGCCACCCCCCGGAAUCACGCAGCCGGAAGCCUCAAAACACUAUGCUGGGCCAUAUGACACAACUACAGUACCUGUGGCGACAGCGCCAGGCAGCUUCAGGCCACAAGUCUCCACGCCAAAGCCCCCUGCUGCCGGACACAGAUUUGCACCCCUGCUCCCGCAGACGCCCGCCAAUGUCGGCGACGCGGGUUACUUCUCCAGGCAUGGGAGUGCCACUCGGUGGAAGUCAGCCCAGACUCCUGCUACACCCAACGCUGUGGAAGCUUCUGGUAUGGCGGCGCCUCCGUUUGAACGCCUUAGUCCCGUUAGUUCUACGGCCAGUCUUGCUGUACCUGGUGCGACCUCGGUGUCAUUGGAUGGACUUGCAGACUCAGCAGCUUCGCAGCAAUCCCAGCCGAAAGCCCAGGGCAAGAAGCAGCAAACGCACAAGCUUGAGACUGGAUUGCCACCCAAAGCCCGACAAGUUCGGCAACCCCGCAGCAAGGUGCAUGACGCUCAAAACUUGCCAGCAUCUAAGGAGGUGGAGGCCCACCAACAGCCCAGCCCAGUAGAUGAAACUCGCAAGGCGGCGAGGGAGCCCGACCCGGCCAAGGUUAAGGACGAGGAAGAGACACCGCGACCUAUGGAUGAGACAGGCGACACGACAGCCGACGAGAGCGGCCCGAGCCAACGCCAUCCGGCGCCUUCGGCUAGUCUGCCGUCGCGAAGACCAAAGCGGAAGCGAGGCGAGUCAGCUGGACCCGACAGGAUGGAUGCCACUCCAGCGCCGGUGUCCGAGGCUCCUCCGGAGACAGCCACUGCUCCUCUGGCCUCGACUUCUGUCGUACCUCGGUCAGAGCCACCAUCACACAUCCUCUGGACCCGUGGCUUCCCUAGAAUCAGCUCCUCGGCACUUGAUCAAAUCGGUAGCCACCGGCACGCAAACAUGUUUGCCCACCAAAUCAGAGACCGGGAUGCACCGGGUUACAAGAAUAUCGUCCUUGGCCCUAUGGAUCUCAAGUCUAUCCGGGCAGCUAUCACCCACGGCAACAAAGCUGCGACCCAGGCAGCCGCUGCCUUGCCAGACGGCGACCCGGGCACGAGCACAGUGUGGCUCCCCAUCAGCGAAGAUCUCGUUCCUCCUCGCGGCAUCAUCAACAGCGCACAGCUAGACCGAGAGCUGGUGCACAUGUUUGCAAACGCGAUCAUGUACAACCCGGACCCGCAGCGAGGGUUCGGCCCCAGCUUUCUUCGCCGCGACGAUGAUGAGGAUGAGGCGGCGGAUGAAGCGGACGCGAGCACGGCGGCAGCUGUUGUGCCGGGUUCAAAUGUUCUGGGCUACAAGGUGGACGAGAACGCAGUCGUCAACGACACGCGCUCCAUGUUUGUCGAGGUUGAGAAGCUUCUUAGUAACAUGCGAGCGGCCGAGAUAUCACGUGGAGCGCCGCCUCCGCCUCCCGGGUCUACAGGCCUGGUUAGCGCCGCUUCUCAGGACGAUGACGCCAACGGAGGCGCAUCCCUGGACGGCGCCGACGAUAGAGAGGGAACCGCGGCCACCGAUGGCGACGGUACAGGGAGCGGAGCAGCAGGGACAGGUGGCACGAUUAAGCGACGGCGUAUGACCCGAGGCUGAAGGGGGAAAUGUCCCAAUGGAUGCUACGGCGGGUUAAUGGGCUCGGAUAGGGUUGGCAGUGUGGGCUUGUCCAUUUGUGCUGACGGGCACGGCUGUCUUUCUGGCGGGGCUGUGACGGCCGGACUCGCCUGUUGGAUGCCUGGGUAAACUAUAGAAUGGCCGACUAAGUGUACGGCCCUGCUAAUGUCCUGCAUAUUAGACAAGACAGUGGCUUCGUUUUCUCACCUCACUGUUUCUUUUUUUCUUCUCUCUUUUUUCUUUUCCCUCUAAUUCAACUUUCCUCUUAAGCAGGGAGCGCACCUAUACCAUAAGAUACCAUUCCUAUUCCAUGC